Caenorhabditis angaria is the source of this 609-nucleotide messenger RNA. Lineage: Eukaryota; Metazoa; Nematoda; Chromadorea; Rhabditida; Rhabditidae. The record is from the annotation of a GenBank genome assembly.
AUGAUUGUGAAGGUGUUGAUGUUCAUGUUGAUGUUUCUUCAAUCGGUGGAUUCGUGUCGUGCAAGAUGUCGAAACAGAACCCAAUGUGAACCAGGAUGGAGCUACGUUUCAAGAGAAACUGGUGGAUGGUGCUUAUUAUUUCUUGGCGUUCUUGAAAUGAACAAAGCAUCGGCAGAAGAAGAAUGUUCCUCUUUUGGAGCAGUUCCAUCAUCAAUCGAUAAUGAAGAAAUGAAACAAUCAUUCAUGAGCACAUUAUCUUACUGGAAUCUAGACGGAAUGUGGAUUGGCGCCUCUCUAAAACCCUCCUGUAAUUGUGGAAGUGAUUCAUGUAAAUUGACUGCAGGAUGUGGAUCACAAGGAUAUAUUUGGACCGAUAAUUAUACUACGUCUCCCAAUGAUUUGCUUGAUUCUGUACAGGGAAUCGAGACUACUGUAGAAUCGGGUGUCACCUAUGUAACACCCUACGAUUCAGCAUAUCUUGCGAGAGAUGGAAGUGAGUUAGAACAACAUGGUGAAACGUGGAUUUGUGUGUUUUUUUUUUUAGCAAUUCGUGCCAUCUGGAGUUCCAGCACAUUGUAUGGUGUUAUGUGUGGGAAACGAGCGACUUAA